Messenger RNA from Anopheles cruzii, 1908 nucleotides. It is a transcript of the gene Drl-2, whose product is annotated as tyrosine-protein kinase Dnt. Gene Ontology annotation, biological process: protein phosphorylation; cell surface receptor protein tyrosine kinase signaling pathway; multicellular organism development. The record is from RefSeq and is a predicted model, not a curated record. Lineage: Eukaryota; Metazoa; Arthropoda; Insecta; Diptera; Culicidae. Gene Ontology annotation, cellular component: signaling receptor complex. The coding region runs from base 1 to 1908 and encodes 635 amino acids. Gene Ontology annotation, molecular function: ATP binding; protein kinase activity. The transcript is spliced from 12 exons.
AUGAGCCUUCACCGUAUACCGGACGACCUGAAGUCGUUCCUGGCCUGGCGGUUGCUGCUGGUGACCGUGUUGGUCUGUGGAUUAGCGCGCCCCGCCCAUGGAUACUUCGAUCUGUUCCUCAACCACUCGGAGGUCAUCAAAUUGAUGGGCAUUGAAGCGGAUCUGUUUUACGUGCGAGAUGGUGCCGUUAAUGAUUAUGCGAUGAGCUUUGUCGUGCCAAUGAAACCGGGGAUCGAUUUUCUGCGGUUUUCCUGGCAAAGCCGAACAGCGUACCCGCUUCCUUACACGAUAUCGGUCCACUACGACGACAACGAGGGAUCGGUGCAGCACCCGGAGCUCGACAUUCCGACCAGCGGCAUCAUCCCGCGCACGGUCGAGUCCUUCACCGUGCACAUCGUUUGCUGGGGCAACGUCACCAAGGAGGUCCCGGUCGGGAUCCAUUUGCACGUCGAAGGGCCACCGAAGCAUAACGACACCAAGUUGAUUAUCAAGCGAAACCGAAUCUGUAUCAAAGGAAUGCAUCCGGCACGGAACCGUCUUCCAGCGGCGGAAAUCGCACCCCAGCAAGGACCGGCGCUCCUCGGAGCGGCCGCCUGUGCCCUGGGCCUGGUGCUGGUCGUGGGACUGAUCGCCAGCGCCAUGUACGUGCGAGCUCGGAAACAAAUCCGUCAGGACUCCUUGCACACCAGCUUCACCACGGCCGCGUACGGCAGCCAUCAGAAUGUCUUCAUUCGACUCGAUCCGCUCGGGCGGCCACCGAGUGCCAACAGUGGUUCGUACGCGACGAUAGCCAGCCUCAACAAAUACCCGAUCAGCGAGUCAAAAAAGUCAUGCUUUCGCAGCACUCCGUCCCCUUCGCCGUACGCCACCGCGCUCCUGCCCGUCGGCCAGAAUGGGACCGCGGUGGGGACCGAGGCGGUCUACGCUAAACCGGAAUCGGCCUGUCCGUCGCGGGUGUCCUACUACGCUUCGUCGCAACUAACUCAGGUCUACAGCCUAUCGACGCCGGCCCGCAGCAUCCACAGCAACAGCUCGAAUCCGAAGGACAAGCUGCGGCGCAUCGCCGUCUCGCCCGGCACCAUCCUCUGCCAGCAGCUCGUCCAGGAGGGAACGUACGGUCGCAUCUACAGUGGCAUCCUGCACCAUCCGUUGGGCGAAACGCGAGACGUCCUCAUCAAAACCGUCGUCGACGGUGCCUCGCUGAGCCAGGUGGCGUAUCUGCUGUCGGAGGGCUCCACCCUGUGCGGCAUCUCGCACCCCAACAUCCUGUUCCCCGUGGCUGCGGUUACGGAACUUUCGGGACCCCCAAAGGUGGCCUACCCGCUGGCGGCGAAGGGAAAUCUCAAACUAUACCUGCAGAGCUGCCGGGAGAUUGGAAUUCAAAAUUCGCAGCUCAGCACCCGACAGCUGGUGGAGUUCGGGCUGCAGGUGGCCCGUGGCAUCUCCCACCUUCACUCGCUCGGCGUGCUGCACAAGGACAUCGCCACCCGGAACUGUGUCCUGGACGUUGAGCUGAACGUUCGUGUUUGUGAUAACGCGCUGUCGCGUGACGUCUUUCCCAGCGAUUAUCACUGUCUGGGGGACAACGAGAACCGGCCCGUCAAGUGGAUGGCGCUGGAGACGCUCGAGAAGAAGUUCUUCACCGCGUCGAGCGACAUCUGGAGCCUCGGUGUGCUGCUCUGGGAGCUAGCGACCCUGGCCGCCAUGCCAUUCGAGGAGGUGGACUGUUUCGAGUUAUCGGCUUAUCUGCGGGAUGGGUAUCGGUUAGCGCAGCCAGUCAACUGUCCCGACGAGUUCUACACCGUAAUAUCCUGUUGCUGGCUGGCCGACUACAAGCAGCGGCCCUCGUUCCCGCAGCUAAUUGCCUAUUUGCACGAUUUUCAUGACGACCUCGGCAAGUACAUUUAG